AUGACUAGUCAAAAAUCAACAGAUAAUGAUCUUGAUUUUGAUAUUUCAUGUGAUGAAGAUGAAAAUGGUUUAUUGAUUGCUCAACAACAAAAGAAAAUGAACGAUUUAGAACAUAAAUUGAUAAAUGCUAAUUUAACAAUUCAAAUAUUGAAAGAUACAAUUCGAAAAUUACGUGCAAAUUUAGUUCAUAUUAAAGAAUGGGCAAGAAAACUUUCAAUAACUGAAGGACAAUUAAAGUAUUCAUUCGAAGAAAAAGAAAAAGUAACUGCACAAAAUAUAUCAAGACAUGUUUUCAGAGAUAUAUUACGUGAAUAUAAUAAUCGUAAUUAUCAUGGAGAUCAUUUAAAAUUGGAUAAAAAUCAAAUAAUAGUAGCUGAAAAAAAACGUUUAGCUGAAGAUGGUAAGCCGAAGAUGGUCGAUUCAUUAAUAACAAUGAAUAAUGAUACAAUUGCACAACAAACUACACAAGAUGAUCAUAAUGAAAAUAAAACACAGGAUGGUGAUAAUGCUGUUAAUAUUGCCCCAGCAGUUGGAUCACAGUAA
This is a messenger RNA of Didymodactylos carnosus, 543 nucleotides long. The record is from the annotation of a GenBank genome assembly. NCBI's taxonomy places the organism in Eukaryota, Metazoa, Rotifera, Eurotatoria, Philodinida, Philodinidae.